Messenger RNA from Scheffersomyces stipitis CBS 6054, 1143 nucleotides. RefSeq lists its product as uncharacterized. The record is from RefSeq and is a predicted model, not a curated record. The annotation marks the transcript as partial. NCBI's taxonomy places the organism in Eukaryota, Fungi, Ascomycota, Pichiomycetes, Serinales, Debaryomycetaceae. The transcript has a single exon.
AUGUCGGACGAAGUUGAAACCCAGGCAGGUGAACAGAAAAAAUCACAAUUUUCCGUUCAGAACAUCGUCAAAAUCCCCAACUUGUCGGUUGAGGAGUUGACAGAGCUUGAAAAGGAAAUUCUGGACGAAUUCAGAGAUAUCAGCAAAAGCUAUCUUGCUACUAGAUUAUCCAGAAUCGAUACUCUCAUUGAAAAGAUUAAUAAUCUGAUCAAAAUAACUACUGCUAAUGACCGCAACUGGUUGAAGAUCUACAAUUUCGAAAUCGAAACCAUAAAUAACAUUAAAACCAACACAGAAGACUUGGUUUUACUUUCUGGUGGCUAUAUACACAAUAGGGCUGAUAUACUAAGAUCCAUUGACGAAUACGAGGAAGAGUUGAAGGAAAUAUUCAAAAACUUGCAGAGCCCGUUGGAUUUUGAUGAAACGUUGGGAGAUCUCGAAAAUGAAAAUAAUAACAACGACGAAAACAGUACAAAGCUACCAUUUGCAUACCUUUUCGAAAGAUUUUUCAAACCUCAUACUAGAAGUUUGCAGACGAUUAUAAACGAGAAAGAUUACCAAUCUCGCUUGCUUCAGAACAACUCCAGCGGCAAUUCCGCUAUUAUAUGGAAACUGUACUACUACAAUUUGAUGCGCCGGAAACAUGAACUAGUUCAGCAAACGUUUUCUGAACUCAACAAUCUCUACAAAGAAUAUCAUUCUGUCAAUGACCAGCAACAAAUAGCCAGGGGUUGGAGUAAUUACUAUAGAUCUGUCAUUUCUCCUAUUGAUUUGAGGCGUACAUACGAUGAAGGAAACAACAACAAGCUCAAUCAUACAAUUUACAAUACUACCAACACCCAUGACUACAAGACCAUCCUCGAAAACAACCGUGAUUCCAACUAUUCCAAUUUGGACAACCUGUAUCUCCAAAAGAAUAGAAUUGAACUCACCAACAUCAGAAAGAAUAUUUUUUCUCAGCAGCAUCGUUUUAAUCACACUCAAAACCGUGAUUCUCAGACAUACUUGCUGGAUACAGAAGAGCCAGCGAAGAAAAGAGUCAAGUUGAAUACUUGUCUUGGCCUAGUCAAAGAUGAAAUUGAUGACGAUUUGAGCUUGUUAAGGAAAGAAAUCAGAAAGCACAAACAACUUGAUGAACCGGAA